AAUCCGGGUGUCCCCGCGCGACACACAACCCCUUCCUCGCCCCGAAUCUUCCCUUUCCCUUCCCCGCCCCACACGGCACAACAGCACCAAGCGCUCACCUCCAAAGGCCCCUAUCCUGCCGCUCACGCCCCACGAACCCAUCAAACCCUAGCGUCAUCACCCCCCUCGAGAUGGACGGCCGGGACGCCACGGCGGACCUGCAGGAGUGGGAGCUCCUCCUCGCCUCCCCCACCGCCGCGGCGGCGCCCGGGCCGUACGCCGCCGGCGGGGAGGCGGUGGUGGAGGACGACGCCGCCGGGGCCAUCAAGUACGACUACUUCGACCUCGGCUCCGACGCCAAGUACGCCAGGAGGGCGUCCCUGUCGGCAGGGGCCGAGGAGGAGGGUAAGGAGGAGGAGGGGACGGACGAGGAGGCCGGCGAGGCGAGCUGGGUCGAGCCGCACCCCGGCGCCCUCGCCUUCCCCGCCCGCGACCGCGCCGCGCUCUGGUCCGACUCGUCGUCGGACGGCGAGAGGCGCGAGGACGCCGAGGCGGCCGAACCGCUGGUGGAGACGCCCCGGGCGGCUGCGGCGGCGGGGGCGGACGAGGGGGCGGUGGCGAAGGGAGGGCCCGCGGCGCGGUGGUGGAGGCUGCCCGUGGAGGUGCUGCGGCUGUGGGCGGCGCGCGCGGCGAGGAGCGCCUGGUCGGUGCCCGUCGCCGUCGCGCUGCUCGGGAUCGCCGUGCUGGGCCGCCGCCUGUACCGGAUGCGGCGGCAGAGCAAGGCCGUGGCGCGCGUGCGGCUCGUCCUUGACGAUAAGAAGGCAUCUCAAUUCAAGGCCCAGCCGAUGUUACGGCGAGCUCCGAUGAUAAAGCCUAUGCUUCCUGGCAAUGGGGUGACCCCAUGGCCCGUCCUGGGGCACCUGUGAGAUGUGAGAUCCGCUACAUAGAGCUAGAAAUACAGUUGGCUUGUGAGCAUACUAUGCAGUACCCUGCAGAUUUAUCAUACCCUACUUGAAGUGCCUACUUGUGAAAGACAAAAUGAUGCUUAAGUGACUCAUUCAGUAGAUCUUUUCUGCUUGAUGUUUGUAAUGCACCUGUGUGUAUAUUUUUCUUCUGUUGCCUUGUUUUACCUGAUGUGCUUGAACAAUGUGGCUGUGUAUAUAUGACACAAAGUAUCUAAAUAUGGUUGUAGAAUGACAGUUUGAAA
Messenger RNA from Aegilops tauschii subsp. strangulata, 1186 nucleotides. RefSeq lists its product as uncharacterized. The record is from RefSeq and is a predicted model, not a curated record. Lineage: Eukaryota; Viridiplantae; Streptophyta; Magnoliopsida; Poales; Poaceae.